CCCUUCUGACCGCCCCCGUCAAAUGUCUCGCGCACCGCGGAAUCCCAUCCGUCCACGCGUCCGACGACCCACGCCACACCAGAUCGCAACCGCCUCGCCGGAACGGCCCCACUUCCCCAUCUCGAACGGAUCGGAAGCAACACGAACCGCCGAUACUGGCUGAGCACCACCCGUCGCCGGCCAUGGAGGCCCCCGCCAUCGCCGAGGACCCAUACUUCCCCAUCUACAUCUCCUCCGACGAGGAUGACGGCAUAUCCUUCAUUGGCCCCUCCUACAACCCCGAGGCGAUCCAGAUCCAGGAGGCCAUCCUCCUCUCCAUCGACUCCUCUCGCGCUCCAUCCGCCAUCGCUUCCUCCUCCUCUCCCUCCGGACCCUCUUCCGCCGGCACCUCCGGAGAAUCUGCCCACGAAUCCCCUCCCGACCGCAAGGGCAAGCGCAAACUAUCAUCGGAAGAUGACCCGAGCGACUCGAGGAAGCGGCGGAAGCGUAACCGCUUCAAGUGCACCAUCUGCAUGGAGAAGGUUCAGGUUUCAGAGCAGUUUCUCGUGAGCCACUGUGCACAUGCCUUCUGCAAAAGCUGCGUCGGGCGGUAUGUCGCCGCCAAGGUCAGCGAGAAUGUUGAAUUGAUAGGGUGCCCUGACCCCGAAUGCGCUGAGGGCUUUGUUGAGAUUGGGCCGUGCCGAGAUAUCAUCCCACAGGAGCUGUUCGAUCGCUGGAGUGUUGCUCUGUGCGAAUUGGCGCUAGGGAAUCAGAAGUACUACUGCCCGUUCAAGGAUUGCUCAGCGUUGCUGAUCAAAGACAAUGAUGGGACGGUGAAAAUCAGGGAGACUGAGUGCCCACACUGCCAUCGGCUGUUCUGUGCCCGGUGUCGUGUGCCAUGGCAUGACGGAAUCAAAUGCAAGGAAUUAAGGAAGCUUGGGGAUGACGAGAAGGGGGAGGUUGAUCUUAUGUUUAAGAAGCUGGCUGACAAGAAGAAAUGGCAGAGGUGCCCCAGUUGCAAGGUGUAUGUCUCGAGGAUUGCGGGGUGCUUGCUCAUGAAAUGCAGGUGUAAACAGUACUUCUGUUACCAUUGUGCUGCUCCAAUGAAAAAAGAUCUUCACUAUUGUAGGAAUUGCAAGCGCUAGUGAAAGGUCAAAGAACUCAGACAGUGUACAUAUGUAUAGUACUAUAACAUCUAAGAAAUAAGUAGAUUGUCAUCUCCUCGAAGUGGGGUUUUGCACAACGUUUAUGACAGUACUCCAGUGAUAGAAUGGAUGCACUGAUCCUUGUCUCUCUGCUUUACAAUGUUUUCUUUUUGUCAAAUUUCUAGCAUGCUGUCAUGGAAUGUUCAGACUGUGAAGCUAGUUUUACUUCUGUUAAUCUGUUAUCAUAGCAGAAAAGCACGACAACAUAUUGCCUGUGA
Messenger RNA from Brachypodium distachyon (stiff brome), 1402 nucleotides. Its product is annotated as E3 ubiquitin-protein ligase RNF144A. NCBI's taxonomy places the organism in Eukaryota, Viridiplantae, Streptophyta, Magnoliopsida, Poales, Poaceae. The record is from RefSeq and is a predicted model, not a curated record. The transcript has 3 exons. Gene Ontology annotation, biological process: ubiquitin-dependent protein catabolic process; positive regulation of proteasomal ubiquitin-dependent protein catabolic process; protein polyubiquitination. Gene Ontology annotation, cellular component: ubiquitin ligase complex; cytoplasm. Gene Ontology annotation, molecular function: ubiquitin conjugating enzyme binding; zinc ion binding; ubiquitin protein ligase activity. Bases 183 to 1124 code for a protein of 313 amino acids.